Molecule: messenger RNA, 930 nt
Organism: Manduca sexta (tobacco hornworm)
Lineage: Eukaryota; Metazoa; Arthropoda; Insecta; Lepidoptera; Sphingidae
Product: phospholipid scramblase 2
Exons: 5
Coding region: 165-911 (248 amino acids)
Biological process (GO): plasma membrane phospholipid scrambling
Cellular component (GO): plasma membrane
Molecular function (GO): phospholipid scramblase activity
Source: RefSeq, a predicted model, not a curated record
AGAUCCUCCUUCCGUAAUUUUUUUUUUAUAUCUUGAAGUUUACUUCUGUCAACAGUUCUAUCAUAAAAUGACAAAGACUGACCGUUCCAUAUAUAUUAGAAUUCUAUUUGGACUGACCAGUUUUUCUAUAUUUUGUUACGAUGCAACAAUGAUUUUAUUUUAAUAUGACGCAAACAGCUCCUAUACCCCCACAAGCACAGUCGUUCGUAGAUAUCAUAAAGGAGCCAGUCUCCGUGGUUCCUGAACCCCAGGUGUCAACAUCGACUACUCCAGCAUUACUCGAAGAAUUAUCAUCAGUAGACCGCUUGUUCAUAACCAAGCGCCUUCGUGUGAAGAGUGUCCUCUUCCUCCGAGGCAAGAAGAACAGGUUCUACGUCAGAACACCGGAUCAAAACUUGGUGUAUAGCGUGGAAGAAGAUAAUAGCUGGUGGGUGGGCUACUUCUGCUACGGCCUGCGACCGCUCCAGCUGCGCGUGACUGAUAGCCGAGGGUCCGAAGUGAUGCGAAUACACCGACCGUAUGCCUGCACCGCCAGGGUUCUGCCGUGCCAGCUGCAGCGCCUGGAGGUGUUCGCACCGCCUGGACAGAGGAUCGGGACGAUUGAGCAACAAUGGACUGUUGUUAAACCGCUGUACCUCGUCAGGAAUGAAGAGGGAGAGGUCGUGUUUUGGAUAAAAGGACCGUACGUGACCAUCAGUUGCUUCAAGGACGUGAAGUUCUCGAUCUGUCGGAGCGACGGCUCGCCCGUCGGUGGCACCUGCAAGCGCUGGCAGGGACUCACGCACGCGCUCUUCCUCUCGCCAGUUACUGACAGGUUCGGCGUAGCAUUUGAAAGAGACCUCAGUGUGCAAGAAAAGGCUUUGUUACUAGCAGCCACUCUUCUAAUGGAUUAUAUGUACUAUGACGCUUAAUAAAUUGUUUGGAACAAAA